AUGACGACGAAUCAUUUGGAGAACAAGGUUCAUGCGGCCACUGAAUCGCUGUUCUACUUCAGCAAUGAAUUCCCCAAGCGUGACCUGCAGGACCUUUUCCGGCAAGCACACACGCGAAGCAAAUUGGCGCAGCACAAGUGCUUGGCACAAUUCAUACAAGAUGCAACACAAACCGUCAAACAGGAGAUUCAAGGACUGUCGAUGAAAUUACAGCACCUGUUCAAGCCAUUGGAAAGCGUCCUGACUUGGGCGGAAGAUCACGAGCUUCGGGAAGGCGCACUUUCUGGCGCAAUCGACGGUGUUCUGCUUAUCGUUGCCCAGAUGACUACACUCAUUGGAUAUCUUGAAAACAACACUGCCAAGAUGGAUGACAUUGCCACUGCUUCACUCGCUGGCUUAGGCGUUGGUCUAUUAACAGCAUGUGCUGUCUCUUCAGCAUCGACCAUCGCCGAUCUUUCAGCUACCGGAGCAGACGCCGUCAGAACUGCGUUUCGCCUCGGAGUUCAUGUGUACUACGUAUCACAGACUCUGGAAGCUCUUGAUCCAAGCGCACGUCCAGAAACCUGGGCAUACGUGAUCAACAACGUUACGCCAACAGAAGCACAAGAGCAGCUCGAUACGCUAUAUGCGAACAGCACUCAGCCUGCCACUAGCAAGGUCUUCAUCAGUGCACUAAGCCGAUCUUCGGUCACAGUCAGUGGUCCACCAGCGAGACUAAAGGCUCUUGUCACCGGCUCAGAGUUCUUUCGCACUUCGAGGUACAUCGCUCUGCCAGUCUAUGGAGGGCUCUGUCAUGCGCCGCAUGUAUAUGGUCAAGACGAUGUCGACAUGGUAAUGCAAAGUCGAGCAUUCUCUGUCCAAAAAGCACCCGCGACCCAUCUAAAGAGUGUAUGGUCAACUAGCUCUGGAUAUCCAUACCUUGUCGAGGACUCGAAAAGCUUGUUCGCAAGUGUCGUUGCAGAACUUCUCACCAAAGCUAUUUGCUGGGACAGUGUGGUCAGCUCAAUUGUCAAAUAUACCGGAUUGACCGACGCCUCCGAGAUGAUCAUCUACAAUUAUGGUAAUUCGAUACCUCUCAACGAGCUCGAAUCAGCUUUGAAGAGCAGCCCAGCCAAGCUCAAGGUCGUCAACAGCAAUCUUCUGUCGUGGAUGGGGCACAACUCCCCCACCAGCGUCAAGCCACGCAACACACUUCAGUCAAAGUUAGCAAUCGUUGGUAUGUCGUGCAGGCUACCAGGGGGUGCAACGAGCAACGAGCUGUUCUGGGAUGUCCUGAGACGCGGCGUUGAUACGUCGCAGGUCAUUCCCGCAGACAGGUUCGACGUUGCAACACAUUAUGAUCCUGCUGGCAAGCAGCUCAACAAGAGUAUGACCCAGUAUGGCUGCUUCAUAGAUGAGCCCGGACUCUUCGAUGCACCGUUCUUCAAUAUGUCACCACGAGAAGCUCAAACCGUCGAUCCCCAAAUGCGCCUUGCUUUGGUAACAGCCUACGAAGCACUGGAACAGGCUGGCUAUGUGGCCAAUCGUACAGCUUCUACACGACUUGAGCGCAUCGGCACAUAUUACGGCCAAGCUGCCGACGAUUAUCGAGAAGUCAACCAAGGACAAGAAGUGUCGACAUACUACAUUCCAGGAGGCUGUAGAGCAUUUGGUCCAGGCCGCAUCAAUUACUUUUUCAAGUUUGCUGGUCCAAGUUACAGUAUUGACACCGCCUGUUCUUCUGGGUUGGCUGCAGUCGAGGUAAGUCAGGUUACAAGUAUCGUCGCACCAACUAACCAUGGCCAGGUCGCAUGCCAGGCACUUUGGAGGGGCGAUGUCGACACGGCCGUGACUGGCGGCGUCAACAUUCUCACCAAUCCAGAUGGCUUCACAGGGCUGUGCAGCGGACACUUUCUGUCCAAAGGACACAAUGCUUGCAAGACAUGGGAUGCCACGGCCGAUGGGUAUUGUCGUGCUGAUGGAGUGGGGUCUCUGGUCAUCAAGAGGCUUGAAGACGCUGAGGACGAUAACGACAACAUACUGGGUGUGAUCCUUGGAGCUGGUACCAAUCACUCAGCGCAGGCUGUUUCUAUUACUCAUCCACAUGCUGGUCACCAAGCCUAUCUAGCACGGCAAGUCCUUCGACAGGCAGGGGUGGAUCCUCUCGAUGUGUCAUACGUCGAACUCCAUGGCACAGGCACGCAGGCUGGUGACAGCGAAGAGAUGCAAGGCAUUCUCGAUGUCUAUGCGCCACUCUCGAAACGACGCAGUCAAUCUCAACCUCUGCAUAUCGGAGCAGUGAAAGCCAACAUGGGUCACAGCGAAUCUUCCGCAGGCACUACUGCCUUGGUCAAAGUGCUUCUCAUGCUCCAGAACAACGUCAUUCCACCACAUAUCGGCAUCACUACUGAGAUGAAUCCGAAGUUUGGUCACGACUUCAAGAAACGCAACCUACACAUCCCAUUUGAGCUGACUCCCUGGGAGCACACCGAUGAUAAGAGGCGCAUUGCUGUUGUGAACAAUUUUGGCGCUGCUGGAGGGAACACUACCAUGAUCUUGGAAGAUGCACCAAUGCGAAGCAUAUCUCAAAGCGAUACGCGCAAAACACAUGUCGUUGUCUUGUCUGCCAAGACCAAAACCUCGUUGGUGGCCAACGUCGAUCGCCUGAUCAGUUACAUCGACUCCCAUCCAGACACACAGAUCGCCAACGUGUCGUAUACCACCACAGCACGGCGAUAUCAGCAUGUUCUACGGGUGGCUAUCUCGACAUCAGAGAUAGCGCACUUGCAGAAGCAGCUAUAUUCUCACCGGGAGAAGAUCGAGUACAUACAGCCUGUGCGAAAAGCUGAGCCCCCACCCGUCGCAUUCAGUUUUACAGGUCAAGGGGCAUCACACAAGUCGAUGAAUCUGGAGCUGUACCGAGACGUGCCGACGUUCCGUGAGUUCGUUCACCAACUCGACUCGCUCACACGAGCUCAAGGCUUUGAGUCAUUUAUCUGCGCACUCGAUGGCUCGCAUGACAAGGACCAUCAGCACUCCCCGGUGGUGACACAGCUUGCGCUUGUCUGUUCAGAGAUCGCCCUAGCAAAGUACUGGGCUUCCAUUGGAGUUCUACCGAACAUUGUUAUCGGACACAGUCUGGGUGAGUAUGCUGCAAUGCAUAUCGCUGGAGUCAUCAGCGCAUCAGACGCGAUUUUCCUCGUCGGUCGGAGAGCUCAGCUGCUACAAGAGAGAUGCAAGAUUGGUAGCCACCUCAUGAUGGCAGUGCGAGCUUCUGUUGAUCAGAUCACGCAGAGUGCUGCUGGCAAGCCUUUCACUGUUGCUUGUGUCAAUGGUCCUGCGGACACGGUCUUGGCUGGCACGAAAGAGGAGAUCGAGGUUAUCAAGACACCACUGGAGUCAUCUGGGCUUCAGUGCAUCAAGCUGGAUGUCGCAUUCGCAUUCCACUCUGAGCAGACAGACCCACUCCUGGACGACUUUGAAGCACUGGCGAAAUCGGGUGUCAUCUUCGCCGAGCCCAAGCUGCCGGUCAUUUCGCCGCUGCUUGGAAAAGUCAUCUUCGAUGCCAAGACCAUCAAUGCGACGUAUGUAAGGCGGGCCACACGAGAAGCAGUCGACUUUCUUGCAGCUCUGAACAACGCGCAAGAGAUUGGUGCGAUCGGCGGCGACACCGUCUGGGUCGAGAUUGGCCCACAUCCAGUAUGCACCGGGUUUGUGCGAUCCACGAUCCCAUCUGUCAAGCUUGCAUUACCAUCCUUCCGACGCGGCGAAGAGAACUGGAAGACCUUGUCCGACAGUAUUGCUCAACUAUACACCGUAGGAGUCGACAUCGAUUGGACCGAGCUGCACAGACCGUUCGAGAAGAAUCUUCGACUACUUGAUCUGCCAACAUAUGCUUUCAACGAAAAGACCUACUGGCUGCAAUACAAGGGAGAUUGGUGCCUGACCAAGGGCAAUACUUUCUAUGCUGACGAGCAGAAGAUCGUGCGAGGACAGCUACCAUCUGUGAGCGAGCUGCACACUUCCACAGUGCAGCAGAUUGUGGAACAAGUGUUCGACACUGACACAGGCAGCUGUACCGUGGUGAUCGAGUCUGAUAUGAUGCAACCCGACUUCCUAGCAGCCGCGCAUGGACACCGUAUGAAUGACUGUGGUGUUGCCACAUCUUCUAUCCAUGGUGACAUUGCAUUCACAUUGGCCGAACACAUUCACAAGAAGCUUGGUGUACACGGCAAAGAUACGCGAUACAACGUCGCGAACCUACAAGUCACUAAAGCCCUCGUGGCGCGAAAGAACACCGCGAAUCCACAGGUCAUACGGGUCACUGCAAGCACUACAGAUGUGCGGUCCGGCAUCGACCUCGUCUGGCAGAAUAUCAAUGCGAAUGGUGAUUCCGCGGAGCCAUUUGCAACUUCUUCCAUUCAUGCCGGAAUAUCGACCGACUGGAUCAGCUCGUGGAGCUCUCUUACUCACUUGGUUCGAGACAGGAUUGAAACACUCGACCGACUGGUUGCUGAAGGCAAGGCGAAUCGACUGUCGCACAACAUGGCAUACACACUGUUUGCAAGCAACCUUGUUGAUUACGCCGACAAAUAUCGAGGCAUGCAGUCGGUCGUCAUGCAUGGUCUCGAAGGGUGUGCCGACGUGGAGCUCAGCACGAAGGAAAGUGGUGUCUGGACUGUUCCGCCAUACUUCAUUGACAGCGUCGCACACCUUGCAGGCUUCAUCAUGAACUGCUCUGAUGCCAUUGAUGCCAAGAAGUUCUUCUGCAUCACGCCAGGCUGGAAGACUAUGCGCUUCGCAAGACCGCUGGUUCCUGGAGCGAGGUACCAGUCAUAUGUCAAGAUGAUACCCACCGUCGAGGACGAUACUGCGUACUUUGGUGAUGUGUACAUCUUGCAGGAUGGCGUUAUCAUUGGGCUUGUCGAAGGGAUAGAGUUUCAUCGCUAUCGCCGAAUUCUGCUGGAAAGACUUUUCUCGGCGCCUGACAGCACAAAUCUCGACGACACUACGGAGACCAAAGAUAUAUCAUCAAGCACUCAACACUCGGUUCCGGUCUCGAGACAGGUCCCUCCGGCAGCGAAAUCUUCGGCACAGACAGUAUUCGAGUCCAGCCUACCGUUUGCGGUGCCUGGACCUAGGAAAAGUACUGCAAGGCCUGCAGUUGACGAGAUCGCUGCCAGAGAGAAGCCGGUCGCAUCGCAGAGCAGUAGCAUCACCAACAGAGCAAUGCAGCUCAUAGCUGACGAGGUUGGUGUUGAGCUUGCGGAUCUGUGCGACGACGUUGGCUUCAGCGACCUUGGCGUCGACAGCUUGAUGUCUCUCGUGAUCGCAGAUACAUUCAGAGCGACGCUUGACAUCAAAGUCAAUGGCAGUCUCUUCCUCGACUACGAGACUAUAGGCGACCUGCGCAACUGGUUGGAGGAGACUUAUGCCUGA
This is a messenger RNA of Fulvia fulva, 5418 nucleotides long. RefSeq names its product Atrochrysone carboxylic acid synthase. The record is from RefSeq and is a predicted model, not a curated record. Gene Ontology annotation, biological process: secondary metabolite biosynthetic process; fatty acid biosynthetic process. The coding region runs from base 1 to 5418 and encodes 1805 amino acids. Gene Ontology annotation, molecular function: fatty acid synthase activity; 3-oxoacyl-[acyl-carrier-protein] synthase activity; phosphopantetheine binding. Lineage: Eukaryota; Fungi; Ascomycota; Dothideomycetes; Mycosphaerellales; Mycosphaerellaceae. The transcript is spliced from 3 exons.